AUGGCUCCGGGCCUCUACACCGACAUCGGCAAGAAGACCAGAGAUCUGCUCUACAGGGACUACUGCACGCACCAGAAGUUCACCCUCACCACAUGCACCCCCGAGGGCGUCGCAAUCACAGCUGCAGGAACUAGGAAAAACGAGUCUAUCUUUGGCGAGCUUCAGACCCAGCUUAAGAACAAGAACUUGACAGUUGAUAUCAAAGCAAACUCAGAGUCAGAUCUUCUGACAACAUUCACAGUUGACGAGUUUGCAACUCCAGGGCUGAAAUCAAUCCUCAGUUUGGUUGUUCCAGACCAGAGGUCAGGGAAGCUUGAACUCCAGUAUCUCCAUGAAUUCGCCGGUAUCAAUGCAAGUGUUGGGCUGAACCCGAACCCUAUGGUUAACCUUUCUGGUGUAUUCGGAAGCAAAGAACUGUCAGUUGGUGUUGAUGUUUCAUUUGACACGGCAACUAGCAAUUUCACCAAGUACAACGCUGCUUUAAGCCUCACGUAUCCGGAUCUUAUUGCCUCACUCCACCUGAACAAUCACGGUGACACCUUGACUGCGUCUUACUACCACUUAGUAAAGUCACAUUCUAGCACCGCUGUUGGAGCAGAGCUGUCCCACAACUUCCCAAGGAACGAGAGCACAUUGAUAUUUGGAUCACAGCACUCAUUGGACCCGCACACCAGUGUGAAGGCACGCUUCAACAACUAUGGCAUGGCUAGUGCCCUUGUCCAGCAUGAAUGGCGAGCCAAGUCACUCGUUACCAUCUCCGGCGAGGUUGACACCAAGGCAAUUGAGAAGAGCACAAAAGUUGGUCUGUCAUUGGUGCUAAAGCCUUGA
Molecule: messenger RNA, 828 nt
Organism: Triticum turgidum subsp. durum (durum wheat)
Lineage: Eukaryota; Viridiplantae; Streptophyta; Magnoliopsida; Poales; Poaceae
Source: the annotation of a GenBank genome assembly